Molecule: messenger RNA, 236 nt
Organism: Gregarina niphandrodes
Lineage: Eukaryota; Apicomplexa; Conoidasida; Eugregarinorida; Gregarinidae
Product: Gag-pol polyprotein
Exons: 1
Source: RefSeq, a predicted model, not a curated record
AUGAGGCUGAAGCAGGCGGUAGCCGGGGCGUCGUUGCUCCACAAGCCAGUUCCAGGAGCGCCGCUCAUCAUCGAAACAGAUGCCUCAGAGGUUGGCAUUGGCGCGGUGUUGGAGCAGGUGCAAGAGGGCAGAGGGGUCCCAUUAGAGUUCGCGUCUAAGAAGUUCACAGACGCGGAGAGAAAGUGGGAUACGAGAGAGAGGGAGCCCUUCGCCGUCAAGUGGGCUGUAGAGAAGUG